GAUCAAUUUUAUUGAUGUUUUCGCUUCCCGACAUACGUAGGUUCUGAAGCAGCCAGGGUUGCACCUUCCAAACCACCAUGAAAAUCGAAAGCGCCGACCCCUGGAGAGCAAGAAUGACGGACAUGAAAAUUCUAAGACCCGAAUCCUAUUCUUGGAACAUAUUCCCAAAAAUAUAUUGCCAAUAUCUGCAUUAUUGCGACAGCAUUCCAGCCCGCAUUCCUCGCGAAACCAAGCAUUAAACCGUCAACAAAACAACCUGAAUAUUAACUGCCGCGCAUCCGCCACCAUCCACCAAACAACAAUCUAGUUCCAAACAUGAUGGACUCCGGAUUCCGUCCUGGUAUCUUGCCAAUAUCGCAAACCGAUACCAUGACGUCAAAAUACAUGUCUCCCGCCCUCGAAGCAUCGCCAUUUCUGCUUGGCGCUUUUGCUGCCACGCUCUGGGAAGCCUUUCUGCCUGGACCGGAUCGCUUCGAGCAUUUUAUCGAUUACACUUGGUGUGUUCCUAGGCUGUUUAUGAUAAGUCUGGUUUCUGGAUAUCUCUUUUACCAUGGUACGCAUCGUCGGUACCAGUGGUAUCCAAUCGCUCCCCUCACUCGAGCAUACCUCGAUAUCACGCGGACGUACUCUUCGUGUUAUAUUCUUGGUCUGAUUGGUAUAUCUGCGGGUUUCAAGAUGAUUUUUGUAAUGGUCUCGUACAUGGACCCGUAUGAUAACACAUCAAAAAUCCCGACUGCGAACUGUACGAUUAGGGUUGUGUUGUUGUUCUUCGUCUUGGCGUAUUCUGUUUUGGGACUGGGUGUUUGCAUUUUGGUGUCGAAACCGCUUGGGUACGAUAGGAAGCGGUUGCGGAUUUUGCAGGAGGGGUAUGAGGUGAUGGAGGGUUGAUGAGUGGCUGUAUUGUUUUUGUUUUUGAGGUUGCAUAUUUACCCUGCAUGAGAUGAUUGAAUUGAGGGCAUGUUUAACCUGUUUCGCUUGCACCUCCUCAAACACCACACUUUUAUCCACCGACGAGGUCAAAACCUCGUUUUCUGCCAACGGCAUAGUGUCAACACCCCAGGGACAACUAUUGGCCUCAUCAAGUGUCACAAGCCUCAUUUCAACGUCCCCAUAUUACCAUUGUAAUGUCAGUUGACAGAAACAUAAAAACAUUCCUGCGGCGAAAUCCACAAUGCUGCCAAAGUCAUCUCAGCAAGACCCUUAGAGUAUUUGUGUCCAUACAACGACAUUCUUGGCGAGAAAGUACCCCGUUAAAUUAUUCCAAGGCGGUGAAUAAUACCUAUCUGUUCAUCUGAUUGGACGCUCGAAUUUCCCAAAACAGAAAUAUCUGAGGCUGCAUUCAAAUUUCCAAUCAUUACAGCGAAGUUCAGCAGCGAGAAAGAGCUGCAGAUCUAUAUG
This is a messenger RNA of Cadophora gregata, 1398 nucleotides long. RefSeq lists its product as uncharacterized. The transcript has 2 exons. NCBI's taxonomy places the organism in Eukaryota, Fungi, Ascomycota, Leotiomycetes, Helotiales, Ploettnerulaceae. The record is from RefSeq and is a predicted model, not a curated record. Bases 316 to 888 code for a protein of 190 amino acids.